Messenger RNA from Caenorhabditis briggsae, 657 nucleotides. It is a transcript of the gene Cbr-npax-4, whose product is annotated as Protein CBR-NPAX-4. Lineage: Eukaryota; Metazoa; Nematoda; Chromadorea; Rhabditida; Rhabditidae. The coding region runs from base 1 to 657 and encodes 218 amino acids. Gene Ontology annotation, molecular function: RNA polymerase II cis-regulatory region sequence-specific DNA binding; DNA-binding transcription factor activity, RNA polymerase II-specific. The transcript is spliced from 5 exons. Gene Ontology annotation, biological process: anatomical structure development; regulation of transcription by RNA polymerase II. The record is from RefSeq and is a predicted model, not a curated record.
AUGUUAGAAAUUCCUCAAUCGAGUAGUAUUUUCCCUCCUAUCAAUUUUUUGAUCCAGAACUCAGCUUUAUUGAGCAGCUUCGCUGCUCAAAAAGUGCUCAGCAAUGGACAUCCGUCGAGCUCCUCCCUGGCCGCCCUGGAAAAACUAUCCAAAGCGUUUCGUCGUCCGGACCUACAAAUCGAAAAAUUUGCCACGUCAUGUAUCGGAAAAGAUAAGGACCAACAGAAAAUGUCCAACGUGGUCCCAUCCAGAAAUCGAUACGGUCGACCGUACAUCUCCGGUCGGCCGCUCCUCACUUGUGAUCGACAGAAAAUUGUGGAAUGCUAUAAAAAGGGAAUGAAGAAGAUUCAUAUUGCGAAGCAGUUAGGAAUCACACAUAGUUGUGUGAGCAAGGUGUUGAGAAGAUAUGCUGAAACUGGAGAAAUCGUCGCCAAGGCGUGUCGAACAGCGUCUUGCUCGUGCCCCGGCUCCGCCGAGGAGCACGAUGCGAGAUACUGUAAGCACCUACAGGAUAAUACCAUCAGACUGUUUUUCAGCAUUGAUAACAUUCUUCGACACGAGUCAUCUGCCUCCAGAAUCAUCUAUUUUUCGAAAUCUCCAGAGGCCGAAAUUCAGGGUUUUGAAAAUAAUUCCACAACAACGACAAUGGAUCAAUAA